UCUUCUGGUACAAUCAGAAAUGUUAUAUUUAUUAGCUAUUGCAUAUGAUAGUAAUACUUGGCUAAAGUCCUGCCAGAAGAUUCCUGAAACAGAAUUAGCUCGUAUAAUUCAUAUUUUAGCUAAAGAAUUGACAGUAUAUAAAAUUAAAUUGUCAGAAAUUAUUAAUAUGUAUCGUACUUACAAAACAGAACCAGUUCGAUAUAAAACACAGAACAAAGCUAAGUGGCAUGAUCCAACUGUCCAAUUGGAUUUGGCAUCCUAUAAAUUACAAUUAGCCUACAAUCAAAUUUUUUCAACAUUUAAAGAUAUUGAUGAUCGUAUUAAUCAGAAUAUUGGUUUCGAUAAUGAAACAGCUGACACACUGAUGCAAAAUUUGGAUAAAGCAUUCAAGGAGAUCAACACAGCUAAGAGCCUGGCAGAAUUUGUCGUUCUGUUAAUGGCAAGAUCAGGAAUCAGUGAUCUGAGGAGCAGUCAACCUAUAAUCGAUGAGACAACGAUCAAUCAGAAUCCCGAUUUGCCAGUAAUAAUCGAUUCGGACCCACAGAUUCUUGACGAAGUAUUUGAAGAGUAUAUCAAGGAGGAAUAUUUAAAACCAUUAGACGAAGAUACAGAUGAAUACUCAUUAAAGCAACAAAAGUUAGAUAAACUUCUAGCGAAAAAUUUUAUGAGCGAGUUGAAAGAAGCUUUAGUUGAUAAACAUAAGUCUAUGUCUGAACGAGAGUCCAGGGCAUUACAACGUAUAUAUAAGAAUAUGUCAAGGAAUUCUGUAUCGAAUACUGAAGAUGACAAGGAAUAUCAGGUUGCACCAGUUCCACCUCCAAUGCCUUCUUACUACAUAUGGUCAUUGUCAAGCAAUAGUAAUUUAGAUAAUAGAGGAGUGAUUUCUCCUACUUAUAAAAUUAGAAAUAAUUCGCCUGUCCAUGGAAAAUCCUGUGAAUCAGGUGAAGAAAACGAAAUUGUAAGAGAACUGGAACGACAGAAUAUUUUUAAUAAAUCAUCUAUCGAGAUCUGUGAGAAUAGAGAUCAAAAAUUAGUUACAUCUAUACCACAGAUUCUUCUCGAAACCAAAGCCAUGCGAUUUAUCACUAAACUACCACCAUCUUUUCUCCAUGAGGAAACAUUCAUAGGAAGUGGUGAAAAUUCUGAGGAUGAGAUUAUAAAUAAUGCAAGCGAUAGUGAGGAAAAUAAUGUGCGUGGAAACUCUGAAUAAUAAAGAGUUAAGUUUGAUAUUUAUAUUUGAAAAUUGAUUAAUUUUCCAAAUUAUCUCUUUAACUCUCCAUCUUUCUUUUCACCUCAUUUUAAAUAUCGAAUGAAAUAUUGUAUGUUUAUUUAAUGAUAAUGAAAAACAUCAUCAUUAAAGUUGUAAAGGAUUUACUGUGGAAGACUGUUGUCAGGAUGAUACAAACAAUAAAUGGACUUGUGUACGAUUAGAUUCAGGUUUAUUGCUUCCACACAAAAUGUCGACCGUCCGCGAGGACGGCUCUCGUACAAAGACUUUACUUUUGAACAGAUAUCAACAAUUAACAAACAAUAGAAAUAUAUAUUUCUAUAUGAUAAUUAUCAUUUAAAUACUCAUAAAGAUUCUU
This is a messenger RNA of Cyphomyrmex costatus, 1586 nucleotides long. RefSeq lists its product as uncharacterized. The coding region runs from base 20 to 1210 and encodes 396 amino acids. Lineage: Eukaryota; Metazoa; Arthropoda; Insecta; Hymenoptera; Formicidae. The transcript is spliced from 2 exons. The record is from RefSeq and is a predicted model, not a curated record.